Messenger RNA from Periconia digitata, 2583 nucleotides. NCBI's taxonomy places the organism in Eukaryota, Fungi, Ascomycota, Dothideomycetes, Pleosporales, Periconiaceae. The record is from the annotation of a GenBank genome assembly.
ACCACAUCGCCCCAUCAACAACCUCCCCAUUCACUCAACAUCCACCCGCCUGCCUCGCAGGAACUAUUGCUCUCCACCUGCAGAACACCCUCUUCUACACUUAGAAUUAAAUCACCCAACACCAUGUCGGCUGAGCCAGACCACUCGAAGCCCAAGCCGGACCUCUCCAAGGAUCCGUCAGGAGCUGAGGCCAAAGACAAUGACGAGACGGCAACGGCCAUCCUCAAGAAGAAGAAGAAGCCAAACUCCCUCAUCGUCACCGAUGCGGUCAACGAUGAUAACUCCAUCAUCGCCCUCUCAAACAACACAAUGGAAACCCUCCAGCUGUUCCGAGGUGAUACAGUCUUGGUGAAGGGUAAGAAGCGCAAGGACACAGUACUCAUCGUGCUUGCCGACGAUGAUCUCGACGACGGCUCUGCGCGGAUAAAUCGUGUUGUCCGUCACAACUUGCGUGUGAAGCACGGAGAUGUCAUCACCAUCCACCCGUGCCCGGAUAUCAAAUAUGCCAAGCGCAUUGCCGUCCUCCCCAUCGCAGACACAGUCGAAGGCAUCACUGGAUCAUUAUUCGAUGUCUUCCUCGCCCCAUACUUCCGCGAAGCAUACCGGCCUGUACGUCAAGGCGACCUGUUCACAGCUCGUGGAGGGAUGCGGCAGGUGGAGUUCAAAGUUGUGGAAGUCGAUCCACCAGAGUUCGGCAUCGUUGCGCAGGAGACCGUCAUUCACUGCGAAGGAGAGCCGAUACAACGCGAGGAUGAGGAGGGUAACCUCAAUGAGGUCGGCUAUGACGACAUCGGUGGCUGCCGCAAGCAGAUGGCACAGAUCCGCGAGCUGGUUGAACUCCCGUUGAGGCAUCCUCAGCUCUUCAAGUCAAUCGGUAUCAAGCCUCCCCGCGGUAUUCUCAUGUACGGCCCCCCCGGUACCGGCAAGACCCUCAUGGCUCGUGCUGUCGCCAACGAAACCGGUGCAUUCUUCUUCCUGAUCAACGGACCUGAGAUCAUGUCGAAGAUGGCUGGCGAAUCCGAGUCCAACCUGCGAAAGGCAUUCGAAGAGGCUGAGAAGAACUCACCGGCUAUUAUCUUCAUCGACGAGAUCGACUCCAUCGCCCCCAAGCGUGACAAGACUAACGGCGAAGUCGAACGUCGUGUCGUUUCUCAACUGCUUACCCUCAUGGAUGGCAUGAAGGCUCGAUCUAACGUGGUUGUCAUGGCUGCCACGAACCGACCAAACUCGAUCGAUCCUGCUCUCCGUCGAUUCGGCCGUUUCGAUCGUGAAGUCGAUAUCGGCAUCCCAGACCCAACUGGCCGCCUCGAGAUCAUGCAGAUCCACACCAAGAACAUGAAGCUUGGUGAUGAUGUUGACCUGGCAACUAUUGCAGCGGAAACCCACGGAUACGUCGGUUCCGAUUUGGCAUCUCUUUGCUCCGAAGCUGCCAUGCAGCAGAUUCGUGAGAAGAUGGAUCUCAUUGAUCUGGACGAGGACACCAUUGAUGCGGAGGUUCUCGAUUCUUUGGGGGUUACUAUGGAGAACUUCCGCUUUGCCCUAGGUGUCUCCAACCCAUCUGCUCUCCGCGAAGUUGCUGUGGUGGAAGUUCCCAACGUUCGCUGGGAGGACAUUGGUGGUCUGGAAGAAGUCAAGCGCGAGCUCAUCGAGAGUGUCCAAUAUCCCGUCGACCAUCCCGACAAGUUCCUCAAGUUUGGCAUGUCACCUUCCCGUGGUGUGCUCUUCUACGGUCCCCCCGGUACGGGUAAGACUUUGCUCGCCAAGGCGGUCGCCAACGAAUGUGCUGCCAACUUCAUCUCCGUCAAGGGCCCCGAACUGCUGUCUAUGUGGUUUGGUGAAUCCGAGAGCAACAUUCGAGACAUCUUCGACAAGGCUCGUGCCGCUGCUCCUUGCGUUGUCUUUUUGGAUGAGCUUGAUUCCAUCGCUAAAUCACGUGGUGGUUCUCAAGGUGAUGCUGGCGGUGCUUCGGACCGUGUCGUCAACCAGCUUCUGACUGAAAUGGAUGGCAUGACAUCGAAGAAGAACGUCUUCGUCAUUGGUGCUACCAAUCGUCCUGAGCAGCUCGACAAUGCUCUGUGCCGCCCAGGACGUCUCGACACCCUCGUCUACGUGCCUCUGCCCGACUUGGCCUCUCGCACCAGCAUCAUCCGAGCUCAGCUUCGCAAGACGCCUGUCGCUCCCGAUGUCGAUGUCGAGUUCAUCGCACAAAACACUCACGGAUUCUCCGGUGCCGAUUUGGGCUUCGUCACCCAGCGUGCCGUUAAGCUUGCCAUCAAGGAGUCUAUCGCCAUUGCCAUUGAGCGCCAAAAGGCUCGCGAAGCGGCUGGCGAAGAUGUUGACAUGGAAGAGGCUGGCGAGGAGGACCCGGUCCCUGAGCUCACCAAGGCUCAUUUCGAAGAAGCCAUGCGCUCUGCUCGUCGCUCUGUCACGGACGUUGAGAUUCGCCGCUACGAGGCGUUCGCUCAGUCAAUGAAGAACUCUGGUGGAUCCAGCUUUUUCCGCUUCCCCGAUGCGGAGAACGCGGCCAAUGAGCAACAGAACACGUUCGGCACUUCGGGCGAGGACGGAGACCUGUAUGAGUAA